Messenger RNA from Durotheca rogersii, 1902 nucleotides. Its product is annotated as glutaminyl-tRNA synthetase. The transcript is spliced from 9 exons. Lineage: Eukaryota; Fungi; Ascomycota; Sordariomycetes; Xylariales; Xylariaceae. Bases 1 to 1902 code for a protein of 633 amino acids. Gene Ontology annotation, cellular component: cytosol; cytoplasm. Gene Ontology annotation, biological process: glutaminyl-tRNA aminoacylation; translation. Gene Ontology annotation, molecular function: ATP binding; glutamine-tRNA ligase activity. The record is from RefSeq and is a predicted model, not a curated record.
AUGGCGGACCUGGCGGAGAGCACCGCCAAGCUCCAGCUCGACGAGGAGACGGGGGAGAUGGUCUCCAAAGCCGAGCUCAAGAAGCGACAGAAGAAACGCGAAAAGGCCAAGGCUAAGGAGGCCGCAAAGACUGAGGCCAAGGCCAAUGAAAAAGAGAAAGACAAGCCGGCCCCCAAGCCUAAGGCGAAUGUCGACGAAGUUAUCGACCCCAACAACAUGUUCAAGACGGGGUUCCUUGACGAUGUCUUCAAGAUCCGGCCCAUGAAGCCCGUCUUCACGCGUUUCCCCCCUGAGCCGAAUGGCUUCCUCCAUAUCGGCCACGCCAAGGCCAUCGCCGUCAACUUUGGCUUUGCACGGUACCACGGCGGCGAAUGCUAUCUCCGCUACGACGACACCAAUCCCGAGGCCGAGGAGCAGGUGUACUUCGACGCCAUCCUGGAGAUGGUGGAGUGGCUCGGCUUCAAGCCCUACAAGAUCACCUACUCGUCCGACAACUUCCAGAAGCUGUACGACCUCGCCGAGAAGCUGAUAGGGCUCGAGAAGGCAUACGUCUGCCAUUGCAGCGACUCCGAGAUCAAGCUCCAGCGCGGCGGCGAGAAGGGCACUGCCGGCCCGCGAUACCGCUGCGAGCACGCCGAGCAGACCGUCGACGAGAACCUGAAGAAGUUCAGGGACAUGAGGGACGGAGUUUACCCGCCUCAGGCCGCCUUCCUUAGAAUGAAGCAGGACAUAACCGACGGAAACCCUCAGAUGUGGGAUCUUGCCGCUUACAGGGUUCUCGAUAAACCUCACUAUCGUACCGGCGAUACUUGGAAGAUUUAUCCUACCUACGACUUCACACACUGUCUCUGUGAUUCAUUUGAGGGCAUCACACAUUCUCUUUGCACUACGGAAUUCGUCCAAAGCAGAGUAAGCUACGAAUGGCUAAAUAGUACACUGGGGGUCUAUGAGCCGAUGCAGCGCGAAUACGGUCGACUGUCGAUUAGUGGCACUAUCCUCUCGAAGCGCAAGAUCCUGAAGCUCGUGUCCGAGAAGAUUGUGCGAGGAUGGAACGACCCCCGCCUCUUUACGCUGAUUGGUAUCAAACGUAGAGGUGUCCCCCCGGGCGCUAUUCUGGAGUUCGUGAACGAGCUCGGCGUCACCACAGCCAAUUCCAUCAUCGAGAUUAAGCGCUUCGACCAAGCCAUCCGGAAAUACCUGGAACGCACGGUACCGCGGCUGAUGCUUAUCUUGGACCCCGUCCGUGUGGUCAUCGAGGAUUCGGAUGACUUGGAUGGGAAGACUCUCACUGUUCCCUUCAGCCCGAAAGACCCCAAGAUGGGUUCUCACGACGUCACCUUCACGAAAACCAUUUACAUCGACCGCUCGGACUUUCGGGAGGAGGCGGACCCGUCAUUCUUCCGCCUAGCCCCUGGAAAGACUGUUGGGCUCCUCCAAGUCCCGUAUCCGAUCAAGGCGGUAUCAUUCACCAAGGAUGAGGCGACCGGUAAAGUCACCGAGAUUCGGGCGGCGUUUGACCGCGAGGUGAAGAAGCCCAAGGCCUACAUCCAAUGGGUCCCGACGGAGGCGGCCGGCACGCGGAAGGCGGAAGUCCGGAUCUACAACUCGCUGUUCAAGUCGGACAACCCGAACGACGCGCCGGGCGGGUUCCUGAACGACAUCAAUCCGGAAAGCGAGGUCGUCUACCCCGACGCCUUGGUUGAGUCCGGCUUCGACGAGGUCAGGAGGAGGGCGCCUUGGCCGGAGGCGGCGGGCGAAAGCGAGCUCGGGAAGGGCGGCCCCGAGAGCGUCCGCUUCCAGGCGAUGCGGAUCGCGUAUUUCGCGCUGGAUUCCGACUCGACCGACGACCGCAUCGUUCUGAAUCGGAUAGUAGCCUUGAAGGAAGAUGCGGGAAAGAGUUGA